This is a messenger RNA of Mercurialis annua (annual mercury), 1032 nucleotides long. RefSeq lists its product as uncharacterized. The transcript has 4 exons. The coding region runs from base 1 to 951 and encodes 316 amino acids. The record is from RefSeq and is a predicted model, not a curated record. NCBI's taxonomy places the organism in Eukaryota, Viridiplantae, Streptophyta, Magnoliopsida, Malpighiales, Euphorbiaceae.
AUGGAGAAAAGACCUUCGUCUGUUCUCAGAAUCUUUGGAAAGCAAGAAGUGGAAGCCUUUUUCGCAAUAAAUUUAGUGAAGAUUGAUAGUCUCGUGUAUAACUUUGGUCGCAAGGCAGCAACAUUUUACAUAUCUUACCACCUAGGAUUCGUAUAUUCGGAAAAUGAUGUUUAUAGUAGUCUGAAUUUCUUUAAUGAUAAUGCCAACUGUGGAAGCAAGCUAUGCAAUGCGGCUCUCCUCUCUGGAAAAAAUAAUAUGAAAAAAAGCUCCAAAUCUGAAAAGGAAAACCGUGACAAACUCUGUCGCCAAAUCACAAAAUCAUUUGGCGACGUGAUUGUCAAGGAAUACCUUACAAGAACACGAUAUUCUGAACUAGAGUUGGGAGACCCAUCAAGAAAUAUCAUAGAGAUGAUUUUCCAAAAAGCAUCCACAAAUCCAUCAAAUGCAUUAAGCAGGAUUGAAAGGGUUUUAAGAGUGAAGAAUUCAUUUGAAACUCUUGCAAAAUUUGAGAAAUACAGAGACAAUGUGAAGCAAAUUGCCUAUCAGCAACACCAAAUGGCACAUCCAAGAAGCAUUGUAGAUGGAAACGAGCUUCUCCGAUUUUACGGAACAACAAUGUCUUGCUGCGGUGAACAAACAAUGCGAGUUUCCGAGAUUUGUAGAGAUCUGAGUUGCCGAGUAUGCAAAACAAUUCAAUGUAACUUCGACACGGAGUACAGCAAGAAGAACGGAAUUCGAUUUAGUACAAAUAGUGAGAAAUUAACGGAUAGUUUGAUUGGUUUCUCGAGGAGUAAAACGGAAAGGGCCGUCGUGGUUUGCAGGAUAAUUGCUGGCGCAGUUGCUAAUAAGGUUGAUCGUUCUGAAAUUGAAUAUCGAUAUCUUAUUUCAGAGUCUUUGAUUGUAAGGGAUCCUAGUGCCGUGCUUCCAUGUUUUGUCAUAGUUUUUACCUGAGAUCUUGGAAUAUGUCUCUAAAUGUGUUUUAUUUUGUUAAAUCAAACAUAAGCCGACUUACUCAAAAUUGUGUUUAGUAUU